This is a messenger RNA of Suncus etruscus (white-toothed pygmy shrew), 5327 nucleotides long. It is a transcript of the gene SIGLEC1, whose product is annotated as sialic acid binding Ig like lectin 1. Bases 1 to 5259 code for a protein of 1752 amino acids. Lineage: Eukaryota; Metazoa; Chordata; Mammalia; Eulipotyphla; Soricidae. The record is from RefSeq and is a predicted model, not a curated record. The transcript has 20 exons.
AUGGCCGUCCCUGCCCGACUCCUGCUCCUGGCAUCGGCUGUGCCUUUGGGUGAGCUGAGUGGCCUGGCCCGGGGUGAGGGUGGUGGUGGACCCUCUGCUGGCCCUUCAGGGACCCCUCUUGAGUGCCUGGUGUGCUGUCCAGGGGAGCAGGACGGGGCUGGGAGGGGAUCAGUGACGAGUCCCCUCUACCCUUGCACAGGUCUGGGCUCGUGGGGUGUGUCCAGCCCAGGCUCGGUGGCUGGUGUGCAGGGCUCUUGCCUCCUGGUCCCCUGCAUCUUCACCUUCCCGAAAGAUGUCGAGGUCCCCUCCUCCGGCAUCACGGCCAUCUGGUACUAUGACAUGGCGGGCAGCAAGAAGAUGGUGAUUCACUCUGAGAAGCCUGAGUUGGUGGAUGCCAAGUUCAGAGGACGGGCACAGCUGCUGGGGCAGGUGUUGCGGGGAACUUGCAACCUGCUGCUCCAGGACCUGCGGCCCGAGGAUUCGGGCACCUAUAACUUCAGGUUCGAGAUCAGCGAAGGCAACCGCUGGACGGACAUCAAAGGCACCAAGGUCACCGUCACAGUCCAGCCUACUGUGCCCACCAUCGCGUCGCCAGCCACGCUUCUAGAAGGCACCCAGGUGGUCUUCAACUGCUCCACGCCCUACGCCUGCCUCAAGGACCCCGUGAGGCUGCAGUGGCAAGGCCAAGACCCCGAACGCUCUGUCAUCUCUGACCUCCAUAACCUAGACCCCGAGGGGGUCAGUCACACCGAGACACUCCGCAUGGCGCUGUCCUGGCAGGACCAUGGCCGGGUCCUGAGCUGUCAGCUCUCCUUGGGCAAGCACAGGGCCCAGGGCGAAAUCCACCUGCAAGUGCAAUAUGCCCCCAAGGGCGUAGGGGUUCUCCUCAACCCCUCAAAUCAGAACAUUGUCCCGGGGGAUCUGGUCACCCUCACCUGCCAAGUGAACAACAGCUACCCUGCGAUCAGCUCCGUGCAAUGGACCAGGGAUGGCCAGUUGCUCUCAGCCAAGGGGCCAGUGCUGCAGCUGCCUCAGGUGACCUGGAAUGAUUCUGGGGUCUACACCUGCAAAGCGGGGAAUGCUGUGGGCUCUUCUGUCUCGCCCCCCAUCAACCUUCAUGUCUUCAUGGCUGAGGUCCAGGUGAGUCCCAAAGGCAUCAUCAUGGAGAACCAAACAGUGACUCUGGCCUGCGGGGUGCCCCGAAAGGGGACCACUACAACUGAGAUCCGCUACAACUGGUACAAGAACCAGCAGCCCUUGGAAGAUGCCCACAGCACCACCUUACGACUGCACCCCGUCAGCCGUGCCGACACAGGCUUCUACUUCUGCGAGGUGUCCAACGCCUGGGGCCGGGAGCGCUCUAAGCCGGUCAGCCUAGUGGUCAGCUACCCGCCUCUCACCCCAGUCCUGACGGCAUUUCUGGAGACGCAGGGGACACCUGUGGGCCUCCUUCACUGCUCUGUGACCAGUGAGCCCCAGGCCACAUUGGUGCUGUCCCACAAAGGCCUGGUCCUGGCUUCCUCCUCUGAGAUGGGCUUCCAGAGCUCACGCUUCAGCAUCUCCUCUGCGCCCAAUUCUCUGCGUGUGGAGAUCCGGGAUCUGCAGCCCAAGGACAGUGGGGAGUAUCAGUGUGUGGCCACUAACUCCCUGGGAAAUUCCUCCUCCACCCUGGACUUCCAUGCCCUGGGAGCUCGUGUCCUCAUCAGCCCAGCCACGGAAGUGGUGGAAGGGCAGGCGGUGACUUUGAGCUGCCAGAGUAGCUUGCCCAUGACGCCUGACACCAGUUUCUCAUGGUACCGGAAUGGAGUCCUGAUUCUCAAGAGCCCCAGCAGCAGCCUCCAGCUCCCGGCGGCCACCAGCACUGACGCUGGCUCCUACCACUGCCGACCCCAGGAUGGCCACAGUGCCAGCGAACCCUCCUCAGCUGCUGUCCUCACUGUGCUCUAUGCCCCGCGCAGGCCCAUCCUCACUGCCCAGCUGGAUCCCGAGGCCAAAGUGAUCGGAAGACGCCGAGGGCUCCUACUGUGCCGCGUGGACAGCGACCCACCCGCGCGGCUGCGGCUGCUCCACGGCCACCGCGUCAUGGCCUCUUCCCUGCCCUCGUGCAAGGGCUGCUCCCCACGCCUGAAGGUCACCCGAAGCCCCAACCUACUCCGCGUGGAGAUCAUGGACCCAGUGCUGGAGGACGAGGGUGUGUACUUGUGUGAGGCGGCCAACGACCUGGGCAACUCAUCUGCUUCGGCCACCUUUGAUGGCCAGGCCACUGUCUUGUUCAUCACACCGAGUCCCACGCUGCAGGAGGGCAGCACAGCCAAUCUGACAUGUGUCGUGAGCAGAGACGCUGCCGAGAACCCUGCCAACUUUUCCUGGUUUCGGAACGGGCAGCUGUGGACUCAGAGCCUCCUGCCUACGGUGACCCUGCAGCCUGUGGGCAGAAGGGAUGCAGCCCUCUAUGCCUGUCGCAUCUGGGCUGAGGCUGUCAGCCAGCUUUCUGCUCCUGUCAUCCUAAGCGUGUUGUACCCCCCCGGCCCACCCAAGCUGUCAGCUUUCCUAGAUAUGGACCAGGGACACACGGCCGUGUUUGUCUGCACUGUGGAGAGUCAGCCCCAGGCCCAAUUGGCUCUGUUCCAUGGGGACAGCCCUCUGGUCACCAGCCUGCAGUCACCACUCCCGGCCAGUAGUCGCUUUCAGGCCAAAGCCACGGCCAACUCCCUGCAGCUAGAGAUCCAUGAGCUGGGCCUUGAGGACUCGGGCAGCUACCGCUGUGAGGCCACAAAUGUCUUGGGGUCGGCCAAUACUUCGCUCUUCUUCCAAGUCCGAGGGGCCUGGGUGCACGUGUCCCCUUCGCCAGAACUCCAGGAAGGCCAGACUGUGGUCCUGAGCUGCCGGACACCCAUGGGGAUCCCAGCAGGAAGCUCAUAUCACUGGUAUCGAGAUGGCCGCCUCCUUCAGGACUCCACCUCGGCCACACUCAGUUUUGCUGCCAUCAGUGCGAGGCAGGCUGGAGCCUACCACUGCCAAGUGCAGGCCCCAACAUCUGCCACCACCAGCCUAGCCACGCCAGUCAGCCUCCAUGUGACCUAUGCCCCGCGCCAGCUGGCAUUCACCACCCUGAUGGACACAGGCCCAGGGCGCCUGGGCCUUCUCCUGUGCCAAGUGAACAGCGACCCUCCGGCCCAGCUGCGUCUGCUCCAGGGGGACCAUCUUGUAGCCUCCACUCUGAAGGGGCUGGAAAAACCUGCUGACCACUCCCCCAUGCUUCAAGUGACUGUGACCCUCAAUGCAUUGCGCCUGGAGAUCCACAACGCGACUCUGGAAGAUGAGGGCGUCUAUACCUGCCAGGCCAGCAAUUCCCUGGGCCAGGUCUCGGCCUCAGCCAACUUCGAUGCCCAGGCUGUGAGUGUGCAGAUAUGGCCCCAGCCAGCUAUACAGGAGGGACAGCCGGCGACCCUGACCUGCCAGGUGUGGACCAGCCAGCCAACCCAGCUCAACUACACCUGGUACCAGGACGGGCAUCAGCGACCAGGUACCCGCUUCAUCUCCCUGCUGAACGUCACGGUGGUGGACGCUGCCUCCUAUAGCUGUGGAGUGGCCAGCCCUGGCCGGGCCCCACGCCUCUCCAGGCCUGUCGCCCUGGACGUCCUCUAUGCCCCCCGGAACCUCCGCCUGACCUCUCUGUUGGAGAGUCAGGGUGGGCCACUGGCCCUGGUGCAGUGCACAGUGGACAGUCGCCCACCCGCCCAGCUGGCCAUCAGCCGUGCUGGCCGUGUCCUGGCCUCCUCCACUGCAGCCUCCAGCCCCAACUCCCUUCGCCUGGAGCUGUGGGAGCGGGGACCCCGCCAGGAGGGCCUCUACAGAUGUUCUGCUCACAACCCCCUGGGCCAGGCCAAUACAUCCCUGGAGCUGCAACUUGAGGGUGUGCAGGUGAAGCUGGCCCCCUCAACUACUGUGACCGAGGGGACCCCUGUCACAGUGACCUGUGAGGACCCGGCUGCCCUGCCACCCACCCUCUACACCUGGUAUCACAAUGGCCGAUGGUUGCAAGAGGGGCUCGAAACUGCCCUCUCCUUCCCCAGGGCCACUCGGGCUCACGCUGGUGCCUACACAUGCCAGGGACAGGAUGCCCAGGGCACCCGAAGUUCCAGACCCGCUGCCCUGCAUGUACUCUAUGCGCCUCGAGACGCCGUCCUGUCCUCCUUCCAGGACUCCAGAGUCAGCCCCGCAGCCCUGGUUCAGUGCACGGUAGACAGCGAGCCCCCUGCUGAGCUAACCCUGUCCCGCCAAGGCAGGGUGCUGGCCACCAGCCACGGGGCCCCUGGUGAGGUGGCAGACAUAGGCCAAGUCCAGGCGGCCCGUAAUGCCCUGAGGCUGCAGUUGCACGACACGCCCUUCGGGGAUGGGGACACAUUCGUGUGCACGGCCCGAAACCCACUGGGCUCCAUCAGCACUACCAGGCAGCUGCAGGUGGAAGGUGUGCGUGUGGUGGCAGAGCCAGGGCUGGACGUGCGGGAGGGCACAGUGCUGAACCUGAGCUGUCACUUGCCUGGUGGCCCAGAGCCCGGGGCCAACUCCACCUUCUCCUGGCUCUGGAAUGGCCGGCAGCUGCACACGGGGCCCCUGCCCAUCCUCGGCUUCUCCCGCGUGGCCCGAGGCCAGGCCGGCGUGUACCAAUGCCGGGCAGAACAUCCAGCUGGGACCACCACGUCUGCUGCCGUCCUGCUCCGAGUGCGCUACCCUCCGGAUACGCCCACCAUGACGGUCUUUGUAGAGCCUGAACGUGGAGGCCAGGGCAUCCUAGACUGCCGAGUGGACAGCGAACCCCUGGCCAACCUCACCCUCCACCUUCGGGGUCAGCUGGUGGCCGCCAGCCAGCCCUGGGGCACCCCUGCCCAGCCUCACAUCCGUGUCUCCGCGUCCCCCAAUGCCCUGAGGGUGGACAUGGAGGCUCUGAAGCCCAGUGACCAGGGGGAGUACGUGUGCUCAGCCUCCAAUGCACUGGGCUCCGCCACCACCAAGGCCUACUUUGGAACCAGAGCUCUGCAGCGCCUGCGCCUGUUCCAGUGGCUACUCUGGGGCCUGGGGCUGCUGGCGGCUCUCUUGUUGCUACUACUGGUCCUGGGGGUCUGCUACACAUGGAGGAGGAAAUUUUCCAAUCAGCUGAGUGUGGGUGAAAAUUCGGUGGAGAUGACAUCUCAGAAGGAGAUGAUGCAGCUCUUGGAUCCCGCGGCAACCUCAUCCAGUUCUUCACUGUUCAGCUGAUUCAGGGGGUUGCCUGCCCUCAGAAGGAAAUGGAAGCUGCAAUCUCUGAGGACUCCCAGGAACAAAAC